Paramecium tetraurelia is the source of this 885-nucleotide messenger RNA. RefSeq lists its product as uncharacterized. Lineage: Eukaryota; Ciliophora; Oligohymenophorea; Peniculida; Parameciidae. The record is from RefSeq and is a predicted model, not a curated record. The transcript is spliced from 2 exons.
AUGAGCAGAAGAAACUCUCUUGAAAAAAUUCCGCAAUCAGCUCAUUCAGCUAGAAAUUAAGGUCGAGGCCUUAAUAUUAUAGAUUUUCUUACAAAACAGAACUUUCAAGACAAAGCUCCAUCCACAAUUUUAUUCUCGGAUGAAGUAAAUAAACUUAAAUCGUGCGAUAUGUGUUUAUAAUUAUAAAAUGAACUUGAUUAACAUGUUAAAUCAGAUAGAUUUUAAUAAGUUAUAGAGAAAUUAUGGCAAAAGUUUAGAAAAAUUGAAGAUGAGAAUCAAAAAGUGUUAAUAAAAGUAGGCAAUCUAGAAAGAUCACUAAUUGAAUAAUAGGAACUCUUACAGGCAUUUAAUAGUUAAUUUAUUAGCAAGUAUGGAUUAGAGAAACCUUAGUAAUAAUAUAACUACGCCACUUUAGAUCAGGAGUAACUUGAUAGAUUGGAGAGGAAGAUUUCCAAGGAUGCAUAAAAGGGAAUCAAAAAUAUAGAAGACAAUCUUUUCAAAAAUUUAAAUAAAGAAAUCUAAGCUAAAUUUAACUUGAUAUAAGAUUAUUAAUUAGAAACUAAUCUUAAGUUUACGAGUAUCUUUUCAUAAAUUGAUUUAUUGAAUAACAAAUCAGAAAUAGCUGAUAAAAUCAAUACCAUAGAAGCAACUCUGAGUGAAAACAACAAACUACUGAAUAGUAAUAAAUUAGAUCUCUUAGAAAUGCAAAAGCAGUAUAGUGACGUAGAUUCUGAUCUAAUUAAAGUAUUUCAACAUAUUAAAACUUUGUUGUAAACUAAUUAUAAAAUAGACCUGAUGGAAUAAUCACUUAAUAAUUUGAAGUUACAAUUUACUCAAAUUAGAGAUUCUUUAAAUGAAGUAGAAGAUUUGGUUUCAAAAAUAUGA